AUGGCUUCCCCUCCAAAGCCCUGGGAACGGGCUGGUGCUACAACAACAGCUGCCUCAACAACGGCCCCAACCGCCGCCUCUUUUCCCUCCUCCGGCAGUACCCCGCCCGCCGUCCCCGAACGACCGGCCUCCCUCGCCUCCGCCGUCAACCAAAACGCUGCUGCCUACAGCAGAGGUGUCGGCGCGACGAACAGCCCUUACGGGACCUACGGUGGCGCCUACUCUUCUCCCUACAGCAGCCCGUACUCCAGGAUGGGUUCUUACGGUGGCUAUGGCGGCGGCAUGUAUGGCGGUUAUGGUGGUAUGGGUGGUGGCAUGUACGGUGGAGGCAUGUAUGGCGGCAUGGGCAUGGGAGGCAUGGGAAUGGGCGGCGGCAUGCCUGGGAACCCCAACGAUCCGAACAGUUUGACGAACCGAUUCAACAACAGCACGCAGGCAACUUUCCAGAUGCUGGAAGGCAUCGUCGGCGCCUUCGGAGGCUUUGCUCAGAUGCUGGAGAGUACAUACAUGGCCACACACUCGAGCUUCUUUGGUAUGUCCUACAACCUCGACACGGCGGGUAUCGGCGGCUAA
This is a messenger RNA of Colletotrichum higginsianum IMI 349063, 573 nucleotides long. Its product is annotated as Pex13 protein. The record is from RefSeq and is a predicted model, not a curated record. Gene Ontology annotation, cellular component: peroxisome; peroxisomal importomer complex; peroxisomal membrane. NCBI's taxonomy places the organism in Eukaryota, Fungi, Ascomycota, Sordariomycetes, Glomerellales, Glomerellaceae. Gene Ontology annotation, biological process: protein import into peroxisome matrix, docking. Bases 1 to 573 code for a protein of 190 amino acids. The transcript has 2 exons.